This is a messenger RNA of Agrilus planipennis (emerald ash borer), 3740 nucleotides long. Its product is annotated as collagen alpha-1(III) chain-like. The coding region runs from base 34 to 2670 and encodes 878 amino acids. The record is from RefSeq and is a predicted model, not a curated record. NCBI's taxonomy places the organism in Eukaryota, Metazoa, Arthropoda, Insecta, Coleoptera, Buprestidae. The transcript is spliced from 18 exons.
UUGGAGCAACUUAAACUCUAUUUUGAUCCGUCAAUGGCAGCAGUUCAGUGCAACACUGGAUUUCAGGGAUUUCAAUCAGGCGACGGAUCUCCAGAUACUUGGCCAGACAUCGAUAAGGAAGGACAGAUUGAUGCCUUUUCGGACAUAAACCACGAAGGACCAUUUCCGCCCACGUUACCACCACCGCCUCCAUCCCCAAAUGGUAAGACUUGUUCAUGCUCUGAACCCGAAAAGAAUUGCUGUAACUUUCUUUUUAACGGCAUUCAAGGAGAAGGAUCUUGGCCAAAAGGUGAAAAGGGAGAUAGAGGACCUCGCGGUCCACCUGGAGAAUCUAUAAGGGGACCGCCGGGACCACCUGGUCCUCCUGGGCUUCCCGCGCCUGCAUUAACAGAGGGUGGAGAUGGGAUGUGUUCUUGCAACGUGAGCACCUUCGUGGAUUACCUCCUACAACAAAAACUGCUACCGGGCCCGCCAGGAUCGCCGGGGGCCGAUGGAAAAGAGGGUCCCGCAGGAACACCAGGCCUACCCGGUUCACCGGGUGAACGCGGAUUGCCAGGAUAUACGGGAGACAAAGGAGAGCGCGGGGACAGAGGUCCACCGGGACCUCAAGGCCCCACUGGAUCUAGAGGAGAUCCAGGUCCUAAGGGUGAAAGAGGGGAACGGGGAGAACCUGGCCCCCCAGGGCCUCCAGCACCCAUACAGUAUGACAAUUUGGACGUUAGCAAUGAUGUUCUUCCGGGCAGUAUAACAAGAACAGGAAUUCCCGGCGAAAAAGGGGAUCGCGGUGAAAGGGGCCCCGUUGGUCCUCCAGGAGAGCGAGGAUUCAAAGGCCAAAAAGGCGAAAGAGGCGAACUGGGGUCCAAAGGGGAGAAAGGAGAUAAGGGACAUCCUGGAGAUAAAGGAGCCCGUGGAGCAAAAGGCGAUCCAGGUGAACCAGGGAAGGAUGGACUACCUGGUCUUCCUGGAGUUGAUGGCCUGCCAUCUCCGAAGGGCGAGAAAGGAGAUACCGGAAGUCCAGGACCUCCAGGGCCUCCUGGAGUUUCCCUGUAUACUCCAGGUAACGGAGAAUUAAUUGCUGCUGAACGAGGUCCAAAGGGUGAUAAAGGAGACAAAGGAGAACAAGGAGAACGUGGAUUAGAUGGAACCCCAGGAGUUCCUGGUGUAAAGGGUUCACAAGGAUCAUUGGGACCGUCAGGACCCAAGGGCGAAAGGGGAGCUCCUGGACCUAUUACCGUCACCAACGCCACUACUAAUCAAAUUAUCACAAUUAAGGGUGAAAAGGGAGACAUGGGACGCAGAGGACGUCGAGGAAAACCAGGUCCUACCGGCCCGAUAGGCCCUCCCGGCAAACCCGGACCUCCUGGGGAAAUAGGACUACCAGGGUGGAUGGGUCGUCCAGGAUCUCCAGGUAUUCCGGGUCCAAAAGGGGAUAAAGGAGAGCCUGCCGAUUUUGAAAUUAUAAAAAAUUUGCAUGGUGAAAAGGGAGAUAAAGGUGAACCAGGAAAAGAUGGUACACCUGGACGCGACGGUUCUCCUGGUCCUCCCGGACCUCCCUCUAACGAAAAUGCUAAGUACGUUCCAUUACCAGGACCUCCAGGUCCUCCAGGGCCGCCGGGACCACCAGGAGUUCCAGGAACCGCAGGUUUACCAGGACUAUCAAUCACAGGACCGAAAGGGGAACCUUCUUACGGUGAACCACACUUUUUCUCAAGACCAGGAAGGGCAUCCGCAAGUCCACCUACAUAUUUAGAACCUGAAGCCCUAAGACAAGAACUGAAAGUAGUACCCGGUGCCAUAGUUUUUCGUGAUAGACAGUCGAUGUUGAGGGUCUCUCUCGUGAAUCCGGUUGGCACUAUAGCAUACAUCAUGGAAGAAGAAGCACUUCUUGUACGCGUAAACAACGGGUGGCAGUACAUUGCGCUCGGAUCGUUACUACCACUUUCGACAACCACGUCCACCACACACCUGCCUCCAGUCACAUUACCCCAAAUUCGACCACCAUUUGAAUCCAGCAACUUAGUUAAAGUUCCUCAGUGGCACCCCAAACUGCUUAAAUUGGCUGCACUAAACGAACCACACACUGGAGACGUGCAUGGGAUAAGAGGUGCAGAUUACACUUGUUUCCGGGAAUCGCGUCGAGCUGGACUGAGAGGAACAUUUAGAGCAUUCCUGUCAUCCAGAUCUCAGAAUGUCGAUUCGAUUGUAAGACCCGCUGAUCGAAAAUUACCUGUCGCGAACCUUCGGGGUGAAAUACUGUUCAAUUCCUGGUCAGAAAUGUUUAAAGGGGAUGGAGCGGUAUUCGUUCAUCCCCCUAGAAUUUACUCUUUCAGUGGAAAGAACGUUUUAACGGACUUCACAUGGCCAAAUAAAGCCGUUUGGCACGGCGCCCUUCCGAAUGGUGAAAGGGCUUUGGACAUCUCGUGCGAUGCCUGGCACACGUCGUCAAGCAGCAAAAGCGGUCUUGGGGCCUCUUUGCAAAGUCCCCGCCUGCUCGAACAGACGUCCUACCCCUGUGAUAGUCGCCUUGUGAUUUUGUGCAUAGAGGCGACCAGCGAACAACCGACUCAUUUAAGGAAAAGAAGUUUAGAUUCUAAUAGAUUUGAAGAAGUAGAUCUAGAUGAUUCAAUUACACCGGAGGAGUAUAGUGAAUAUCUAAAAUCGAUUACUUAAAAUACUCAAUAAAAACCUUAGAAACAAAAAACUGAUUUAACAAAGUGAUACCUAAUUAAUAAAUAAAGUGAAUGGAUACUUAAUUAUAGGAAACGAAAAGACAAUUCAUCAGCAGGGAUAGAAUUUCUAAAGAUUCACGAAGUUUUAUACCUUCAAAUUCUACCAUAAAUGUUAUAUCUAAUAUUACAAGCGACAAAGCUAUUUAGCUUACACUUUUGUAGAUUUUUGUUCUCAAAACUUCCUCAAGGGAAUCUGUCCACCGAGUCCCAAAGAUCUCUUGAGAAUGAUCACCAGUAACGUUAACGAAACGGUGAAUGAAAAAUACUCUUUGAAAUAGCAGCCAUUUUUGUAUGACACAUUAAUUACUAUCUCGUAGUACAUAUCGUUUUCGUUAUCAUUAGAUACAUAAUACGAGCGAAUGCCAUAUUAAUUAACUGAAUUAAUAUUAAGUAUCUACUAACAACAAUAUCGUAAGUUACAUAUCAUUGUGCUAUAAAGUUACAUUUGCGCAUAUCAAUUUAUUUUAUCAUCAGGACCUAUGUAGAUAUCGAAGUUACCUGAAUCCGUCUGAGCCUACUAGAUAUCCAAAAUUUAUUCUUUUUGUACCAUUUGUAUGUAAGACUCAUCUAACUACAUACAAUAAGUAGAUAAGUUUUAGGCUGUACCUUCGUUGUCGGCAACAACAUCCGAAUGUAAAAGAUAAAACACGAAAAAAAAAGGUAUUAAAUCAACCUAGAACAGAACCCGGGUCCCCAGCAUGUCAAGCGAGAGCGCUGUAGCCACUGAACCAUUCACCUAUAUCAGUAAUGUUUUUGUUUGUGACGGCAUGGACCGUGGGAGUGGCUAAAUACGAUAUGUUCGUAGUGCGCCGACGCAAAGAGUUUAAUUUACAGAAACCGUUGCCGGCAGCGGAGACAUUUUAUAUUUCAAACACAAAUUAUGAGGAAGUUGAAUUUUACAACUAAAAAUCAAAAGAAACAAAAAAUAUUUGUCCCAUAUUUUGUGAUAAUUCUUAUUGUAAUGGUGUAACCGUUGGAAAAGGUGGUGUUACAGCCCGUACUUGAAAUUAU